AUGCAAAAGACCUUGAUAGCAGCACAGAGGCGCCCACAUCAGCUCGUGCAGCUGUGCGCGGCCUGCACGCGAGUCGCGAGCGGCGCGUCGACGAUGACGACAGCACGAUGCUACGCGACUCAAUCAUCACGACGACACCAGACCUCGAGCCCGGCAGCGUCGGCAUCGCCGAGGAGGACCACGAUUCGCGCAUGUAGGUCGAGCAGCGGCACGAUUCCGAGGUGCUUCUCCAACACGGCCGCCGCAGCAUCAGCCGCUGCCCCCGAGAGGACCGAGACAUCCGGGCCGGCGACGGACAAGGACACCAACCAGAAGCAGGCGCCGCGGCCCGGCGAGCCAGACUACUAUGCCCUCUUCCCGCAGACGCUGCCGUCGGGCCCACCACCCGCAGGACCCUUCGCCAUCGACACGCGCGCCCUCCGCCGCGAGUACCUGCAGCUGCAGGCGGCGGUGCACCCAGACUUUCACCACGCCGCUGGCGGCAGCUCAUCAAACACCACAGAAACGGAUGCGUCGGCAGCAGAUGACAACGGCAGCAGCAGCAGCAGCAAUUCCGCACACUCACCUGCCCGAAGGCGCGCCGAGGCGGCGUCGAGCUACAUCAACGCGGCGUACAAGACGCUGUCGUCGCCGCUGCUGCGGGCGCAGUACCUCCUGGACCGGCAGCACGGGCUGGACCUGGCGGGCGACGAGGCGGCGAGCCUGGCGGCGCCCGACCCGGAGCUGCUGGGCGAGGUCAUGAUGGCGCGCGAGGAGGUGGAAGAGGCCGAGGUCGAGGCGGAUCUGGAGGGGCCGCGGCGGGAGAACGAGGAGAGGAUCAGUGAGUGCGAGGAAGGGCUGGGGAGGGCCUUUGCAGAGGGGAGGGUCGACGAGGCGGUGGCGCUCACGGUCAGGCUCAAGUACUGGCUCAACGUCAGGGAGACGAUUGAUAAUUGGGAGCCUGGGAGGCCGGCUGUCUUGCAGCAUUAA
Messenger RNA from Pyricularia grisea, 969 nucleotides. RefSeq lists its product as uncharacterized. Gene Ontology annotation, molecular function: protein-folding chaperone binding; ATPase activator activity. NCBI's taxonomy places the organism in Eukaryota, Fungi, Ascomycota, Sordariomycetes, Magnaporthales, Pyriculariaceae. The transcript has a single exon. Gene Ontology annotation, cellular component: mitochondrion. Bases 1 to 969 code for a protein of 322 amino acids. Gene Ontology annotation, biological process: [2Fe-2S] cluster assembly; protein complex oligomerization. The record is from RefSeq and is a predicted model, not a curated record.